Molecule: messenger RNA, 3012 nt
Organism: Mus caroli (Ryukyu mouse)
Lineage: Eukaryota; Metazoa; Chordata; Mammalia; Rodentia; Muridae
Gene: Ccdc71
Product: coiled-coil domain containing 71
Source: RefSeq, a predicted model, not a curated record
AGGCGGCCAUGUUGGAGCGGCGGAGGCGGCGCAGAGGUGCGUCCUGGGUCCCCGCGGCGGCGCCGGCAGCCAGAUAGGUAGAUGUUACUGCUUCCAGGAGUCCUUCCCUAACCUAUUAGAAGCUGGCUUGGAUAACACCAUCUGCUUCUAAGAACCUUUAAUGACAGCUGCGUCUUCACUUCCAGACUGGGUUCUUUGAGGAUUGAGGUGCCCAGUGCUGGUUUGUGGAUACCCAGGCAGACCUGCAGUGCCCAAUGCCAUGAGCAUGGUAGUGCAGCCUGUGGAGGAGAAAGCUGUGCACUCGUGGUCACGUAUCUCCACGGCAGGGAAGAAAGCCCUGGAAGAGGCCCUGCUUGUGUUUAAUCCCAUGAGCCAGGAUCUCAGUGCCACAGAGGCCCAGCUCGUGGCCUUCCUCCAGGGUCUGCGAGAUGAUGGCUUCCAACCGACCAUUCUUCGAAGUGGAGAUGUCUAUGGUUAUAGUUCAUGCACAGCCAGCCCCCCCAGCCAGACAAAGCUACAAGCUCGUACCAUCAACCCACCUGCCACAUCACUUCCCAAAACUGCUGUGUCGGUCCCUGCAGGCCGGGCCACCUUGCUCCCUGUGCCACUGUCUGGCAGGCUGGCUACAGGGUCCACAGCAGCCCUAGCCAAACACGCCACCACUAACCUGCUGCUGAGCUCCCUGAAGCAGUCGGGUGCCAGCAACAGCGGUGGUACAACAGUGGGCUUCCCAGCCCACCUCUAUCCAGGCGUCUACCCUGCCAUGCGGCUCUCUGUGGUCCUUGAAGCACUGGUCCCACUCAAGACUCCCUACUUGGAUGUUAAGCACAGGGCACAGUCACUGCGGCUGUCACUUGCAAAGUCUCCCCUGAAAGUGAGGAAAGGUUCAGGGAACCCAAAGUCCAAAGCACCCCAAAAAAUCACAAGCAAGGGCCUCAAAUAUCUGACUAGCAAAGGCCCUGGAGCUGGUCUCCAACGAGGUGCUGGAACCCAGAGCAAUGGCGCCCAAAGGAAAGGGUGCUCUGCCUUGGGCCCCAAAACUGUCCGGGCCAAGGCAUCUCGAACCCUGAUCAAAGCUGCUCGCGCUCAUGCCAAUGUGGCUCGAACCCAGACCAAGACAGUAAGGGUCAGGGCCAAAGCAAAGCAGGCCAAGCCCAAGGCAGCCAGAGCCAAAGCCAAGGCCGCUGUGGUGAGGGACAAGGCUAAAGACAAGGUAAUCCAGGCCAAGGCCAAAGCAGCCCAGACCAAGCACAAGGGAAGGCCAAAUGGAUCUGUUCAGACCAGAACUGGAAAGGCAAACCGGAAAAACAGCUCUGAGACUGUGGGGCGGAAGAGGAAGAAGGCCGAGGAGACCAAGGGUCUUCCACCUAAGAAGAGAGCACGGUGUGUGCCCCGACCUCCUAAGGUAUGGCUGGGGCCUGGAACGGCAAAACCUCGAAAGUCCCAGACCAUAAAGGUAGACAGGAAGUGCUCAGAUGACGAGGUCCGACAGUGUGCCCAGCAGAUCCUCCGUGUGAAUCUCUCUCCCGUGGUAUGGCUCCAGCCCUUGCUACCAUUUUGAUCCCAUACUCAACAUCCUAAGCCCUUGCAGCAGUACUUGGGAAAACAGUGGAGCUGUCUGUGUGACCAGCUGCAUUGUGCAGUGCUCGGGACUCUGCAGCUUCCCGGAUUCUGGGGACCUCCGGGACCCCUGUGGUCCCCAACAUCCUUUCAGAAACUGAGGGUUUGGGUGGGGCGGGUUGUGGGAGGGGUGUUCUCAUGGCUCAACGCACUGUGACUUGUUCUUCAGAUUGUAUGUCCACGUUCAUCUAUCAUGUUUUAUACCUUUCCACCUUGCGGUCUCCUUGCUCACCCUCCAUGGUCUUAUUUAUCAAAAAAAAAAAAAAAAUUUUUUUUUUUUGUUUUUUGGUGUGUGGGAGGUAGUGGCAAGAGGCUAUCAGAAGUCUAGGAGCAGGCUUGGAGAGAGUGCCCUGGUAGCUUGAAGCAGGUCAUUAAUUUAAAUGAUAGGGUGACAUUAAAGGAAUGAUGUUCUCGGGGUUCUGGAGAGAUAUGGGGAAAUUCAGGUGCUGGUUUCUGGGAAUGUGUUGAGAGAGAUCCUGAGGGGAGGGUUAGAGCCACUACCUCUCCUCGAAUGUCCCAGUUUUGAACCAGAUGGGCCUCAUUCAAAAUUGUUUGCAGCUCAGUGGGAAAUCCGGCACCAAGCAGGUUUUUAGGCCAGGGAAAGAAGUCUUUGUGGUGUUGCUCUCCAGAGGCCCAGCUUUAAGGUUCUGCCUGAGCUUCUCUUGGCGGAGGAAACAAACUUAAGAGGCUUGAAGUGCCUCUUUUCUGCUUUACGGUGACUAGCCUCAAUUUUCCCAAUUGGUGACAAGAGGCUAGGCUCUGAAUCUGGACCACAAAACCUUCCUUACUGUCCAGAGCAUUUUCUCUGUGGUAACGGGCGAUGGAACCAGGGACAGACUCAUUUCCACAGGCUGGCUCCAUCUUUAUCCAUGAUCCAGCCUCACCAUGUCCCCUAACGUGACCCGUACACAGUGGACAUUGGUAGCUUCUGCUUUGGAGAAGCUGGGCCCUCAGUGGAAGCAGCUGCUCAGGCUGGAAGGUAGUGUUGAGGCGGAGAACCUGCAGUCCUUGUACUUGGGGAUUUGACUAUGAGUUUGAGGUCAGUAUCAGCCACAUAGUGAGACUCUCUCUGCCUGUCUUUUGUUUGUCUUUUGAGACCGGGUUUCUCUGUGUAGCCCCAGCUGUCCUAGAGCUUAACUUUGUAGUCCAGGCUGGCCUCAGACUCAGAGAUCUGUCCGCCUCUGGCCAAUCACUGGAAUUAAAGGCGUGGGCCACCUGACCAAGCCAGGGGAAUGAAUGGCUUACUGGCUAAGAGGAUUGAGCUGCUUUCCCAGAAGACCCUUUUGUGACUCCCACAAAAGGCAGCUCACAGAUGCCUGUAUCCAUCUCCAGGGGUCUCACAUCCAUGAUCACAGGCAGACAGACACAUACAAAUAAAUCUUUUAAAAAAGA